Messenger RNA from Mizuhopecten yessoensis (Yesso scallop), 2536 nucleotides. RefSeq names its product sex comb on midleg-like protein 2. Gene Ontology annotation, cellular component: nucleus. The transcript is spliced from 14 exons. NCBI's taxonomy places the organism in Eukaryota, Metazoa, Mollusca, Bivalvia, Pectinida, Pectinidae. The record is from RefSeq and is a predicted model, not a curated record. Gene Ontology annotation, biological process: regulation of DNA-templated transcription. Gene Ontology annotation, molecular function: protein binding. Bases 175 to 1944 code for a protein of 589 amino acids.
AAUGGCUACAAGUUAGAAAAGUCAUCCUCAUCACAGCAACAAAUCGAUCGACCUGACACUUACUACGCAGUGACACAUCGUGAUACUGUUUCUUUAUCAACCAUUUGGAUUCAUUCAUCUAUAUCUUUUUUGGAAGAAAAGAAGUAAAGGUGAAUUGUAUUAGAAGACAACAGUAUGGCUGCAUUACCAGCAGCGAAGGGAACUUCAUACCAGUAUGAAACACAAGGCAGUUUUGACUGGGACAAUUACUUGGUGGAGAGUGGGUCAAUAGCAGCCCCACAAAGCUGCUUCAAACAGCGAAGGGAACCUCAUACCAGUAUGAAACUCAAGUCUUUUACUCCACCUUUGAAUGAGUUCAAGCUGAACAUGAAGAUAGAGGCAGUUGACCCUAGAAACCUGACCUCAAUUUGUGUGGCAUCAGUGGUGGGAAUGAUCGGCCCACGACUCCGACUCCGGCUUGAUGGGAGUGACAACAAGAAUGACUUCUGGAGACUAGUUGACUCGUCAGAUCUCCAUCUCAUUGGAUACUGUGAACUGUUUGGAGGACUCCUACAGCCUCCUUUAGGAUUUCGCAUGAACCCCUCCUCCUGGCCAGCUUUCUUGCAGAAAACAUUAAAUGGAGCAGAAGUUGCACCAGCAGAAUGCUUCAAAAAGGAACCUCCAACACCUAAAUGUAAUGAGUUUAAAGUGGGAAUGAAACUGGAAGCAGUAGAUAGGAAAAAUCCACAGCUCAUAUGCCCUGCAACAGUCGGGGCAGUGAAUGGAGACCAGAUUCAUGUGACGUUUGAUGGAUGGAGGGGGGCUUUUGACUACUGGUGUAGAUAUGACUCCAGAGACCUGUUUCCCUGUGACUGGUGUUUGAAAAGUGGUCACCAGCUUCAACCUCCUGGCCAGAAAGGAAACCCUCAGUUGAAGUCCUCAAAAGGGAAGGAAGUGCCAUUGUCCAUAUCUCUGCCAACAUCCAACACCUCAGGAAACAGUGGAUCCAAAGCGUCUCCAUCUCUCGGAGGUGGAGCCGGGAAAUCCCUCCACUCUAACUCUACUAGUCCCAACAUGGCAGAUAGCAAACCACUAUCUCCCAGAGAGGCAGAGUCUCCUCUUGUCACAGUUACAGAACCAGACACAAGUUCACCAAGUGCUGCGACAGUUUGUGUGUUUGUGAACCAUGGUUGUGACUGUGGGAUGUACCUUCAAUCAAGGAAGAUCUGUCAGCUACCUAGUCAGUUUGGCCCAGGAACGAUAGUGAAGGUGCUCAGAGAGGUGGUCCAAACAUGCAUAGAUAGUGCAAUUCAUGAAAAGCAGGUGUAUAACUGUAUCCAAGAAGGCAGUGGAAAAGUCAUCGUCACAGCAAACCAAGGAAACAAAACACAUACAAAGCGUCUACCUGUUAUUGACAAGAUGUCGAGUCUGUGGAGUUUUAUAGAACGCAUGCUGGAGGACCUGGGAUGUUGUGAAAACCUUUUCACCAGUCAGCCUCUUCAUGGGUUCUGUCCAAAGUGUGGAAGGAGCAAAAACAAGACAGAAGAUGAAUCUGAAAAAUUAACAAAAAUCAUUAUGAAGAGACGCUGGUCCACAGAGUCGUUAGACAGUCAAAAGGGAUCAAAACACCAAAAGAUGAGGAGGUUCUCAGAAUAUACAGCUGAAGGGGCCUUCGCCAUGCUGAUCAAACCUUCACCUCUGGCAAGUUCCACCACUGCAGACCCCAAACCGAUCCAUAAGUUAGGGAACGACCCCCUGGAAUGGUCAAUAGAGGAGGUCAUCCACUUCAUAUGUGAUACAGAUGCUGCCUUGACACCUCACACAGAGCUCUUUAGGAAACAUGAAAUAGAUGGAAGAGCUCUGUUGUUGUUGAACAGUGAUAUGAUGAUGAAAUACAUGGGACUGAAGCUUGGUCCUGUUCUCAAACUCUGUAACAUUGUGGAGAAACUCAAGAAUAAGAAGUAAACCAAAAGAUCCAUGGCAAUCCUGAGGUUGUAGAAAAUGUGUUUCUGCUAGCACAAUUACAUCAUUCACAGAGGUUUGAACUUAUAGCAGUAGCAAGUUACUGGCUGACAGCAUAUAGGUAUAGUUGAAACUUUGGAUGAUGUGUAUUCUAUGAUGUGUGGAUUAGGGCCCAGUUGUAUAAAUACUAUCUAUUGCUUUGAACAUUCUGGAUAGAAAUCAAACAAAAUCUUUCACAUGCUAUAUCUCAUUAAACAAGACAAAUGAUUACAGAAUCAUGAUCAAAGUAAAAUAAUCUGACAAGAAAGAGGUAUUCCUUUAAUUACAGGAAGAGUCAAUCCAAAAUUUAAAUUAGAUAAAACAUUAAUUAAUGACAAGAAAGAGGUAUUCCUUUAAUUACAGGAAGAGUCAAUCCAAAAUUUAAGUUAUACACUGGAUAAAACAUUAAUUACUGAGAAACAAUCCAGAGGUCAAGUUAACUAUAGCAUUAAUUCACUAAGAGUCAAUUCCAAAUUCAGAUAUCAUACUUGCUAAUAUUUAUUUAAACAGAUAAGAACAACCUUGCUUUUUAUACGCCCGUCAAAUUUGACGGGAG